GAGGGCAAAAUAAACUCAUUUGAAACUACAUGAAAAUUCCUAGGACUACUUGAGAAGCGACUUAGUAUUUAGCAUAAAGGAUUGGGAGCCCAUUGUCAAGUACUUCAUUGAUUUUCCAUUGCUAUUAGGUGACAAGAAGUGUUGAUAAUGCGCAUGGUCAAGUCAGUCCGCAGGAAGAGAAGACUAUCGAUGCUUUGAUAAAAGCAAGGUCAACCUUUUCAUAACUCGAGACUUAGGCGUAGGAGGUGGCCCUUGGGACACGAUGAGGGAGUUUGAUGAUAACAUCCCCGAUCAAGCCUUUGUCAAUUUUAAGGUUCCCACUAGUUUGUCCGUUUGAAUAUUGACAAUACAGCAAGUGUCCAUGUCUGCAUUUUGCUGAAAUUCAGUAGUUUAGGUAAAAAAUUAACUCUUAUACCACAAGUAUUUUGGACCAAGACUUUAACCUCCAGUUACUAAAACAAAUAUGUUUUUUUUUUUUUGUUUCUUUAACAGUUGAGGGAUGGGGAAUGCUUCAAUAAGGGUCCCUCUCCCCCCACCUCGUUACAGUGCAGCUUCUACCUGCAAUAGCUCAAAACUAUACAACUUAAGCACUUUUCAGCAAAGUACCCCUCCCUGCCCUGGAUACAGCAAUUAAGACUGCUCCAUCUUCAAGUUUUGAUCAGGGGUCGGACAUGCACAAUUAAACUGGCGGGCGUCCAGCGGUGUAUGAAGACUUGCCUUCUUAAUCUCUAUUGCCACCCCGCCCCAACCUUAGCUGAGGGGAAAAGUCUGACAUAUCUGGUUUGGGUACAUUUUUCUGUGUUGCGUAGUCUAUGGGUCGCUUAAGAAAGAAGUUCGGUGGGAAUACUGCUGGAGCCUCCUCAGAACCAUUAUCAUCUCAAAAUAGAACUCCAAAAUCAUUGAAGGCCAAGCCUAAAAUUUCAAGAAACACUCUGAACAAAGAGACUCCUCAGACUCGAGAGAAGAAAAAGAAAAAGAGUGUCUUGGGGAGCAGAAAACCAAGUGUCAAUAACGAGGAAGAGGAUGAUAACAGUCGAAGUGUGAUACAAAAGAGUACAACUGGUGGGCAGCGUAAUAAAACGAACCAAGACAAGGGAGCUGGGUUGGAGAAUGAAGAAAAUCAUGAACAGGGUGAAAAGAAGAAGGAGAAGCUUGGCGAUAUUGAAAAGAAGCAACAAUUUGCUAAGAACAAAGAAAAGUGGUUCAAGCCGAUCGAAGAUGGUCAAAUGAAGGAAGAAAAGCAUGGUCCAUUGGAAACUCGACAGAUUGAAAAGCAGAAAGAGAAGCUUGAUGGUUUGCAAAAGAAGCAACAUUUUGAUCAGAAGAAAGAAAGGUGGUUCAAGAAGACCGAAAACGUUCAAAUGAAUGAAGAAAAGCAUGGUCAGUUGCAAAGCCAACAGAAUGAAAAGCAGAAAGAGAAGCUCGAUGAUUUGCAAAAGAAGCCACAUUUUGAUAAGAAGAAAGAAAAGUGGCUCAAGAAGACCGAACAUGGCCAAAUGAAUGAAGAAAAGCAUGGUCAGUUGGUAAGCCAACAGAACGGAAACAAUAAAAAGAAGCUUGGUGGUUUGAUUUGCAUGUGUAAUGCAAAGACAAAACCGGACUGUUUCCGUUAUAGCCUUAUGGGUUUACCAAUCGGUAACAAAGAGGUAGUGCUGGGCAUCAAGCCAGGGCUCAAGCUUUUCCUCUAUGAUUUUGAUCUCAAGCUUUUGUACGGGAUCUAUACAGCAUCCUCUAAUGGUGGCUUGAAACUGGAGCCAGCAGCAUUUGGUGGGGGAUUCCCUGCUCAGGUGCGCUUCAGUGUUUACCAAGAUUGUUUUCCCCUCCCGGAGAGUGUCUUCAAAAGGGCUAUCAAGGAAAACUACGACAAAAAGAACCGGUUUAAUACGGAACUUACAGACGUACAAGUUGAGAAGCUCACAGAACUUUUUAGGCCUGCUGAAGUGCAUUUACAUGCACCACCCUUGGGCCCCACCACAAUGACAGCAGUUCAAGAUUCAAAUCUUCGUACCUACGAUGAAGGUAGGAGGUACAGUGGUCAGCAUCUUAUGUACGGAAGUGUUCCUUCAAUGGAGAGAGAAGAUAUCUCUCAAAAUCAUUUUCCUAGUGAAAAUGAAUAUCGAACUUACGGUCUUCGUGGGGAACGACUGAAGUUCACUCCACCUAGUAGUCAAAUUGCUCCUCCUUUGGAACCUCACUUGGAUCCUGUAAGACAGCACCUUCUGAUGCACCCAGGUUAUCAAUAUACAGAUGCUGCCCCUGCACAAGUACAGCUAACCACUCGUCAUGAUGCGCAUAUAGCGUCCGAAAACCAGACUUACGGUCUUUUUCCAGGACAGGAACUGCGGUCUUCAACUUCCCUUGCAGCGACAACUUCGGCAUCUAUUGUAGACCCUUACUCAAAGAUUGCUUAUACUUACCCGCAUGGUGGUUCAUAUUUGGACUUGUAUCGGCCACCUUCGGGGGGAGAGGAGGUACCUUUAUUAGGAUCUCAUUCUUUCACUGGAAGGGUAGAAUCUUACCUGACUGAGUCUACUCACUUGAGAAGGCCAGAAAAUGUUGAUACUGCAACGUUGUACUCAACCUAUGCUUCCAAUGCGUUAUCCGAGUAUAACCAAAUUACUAAACAUCAGGUAGUUGGGCCUCAAUCUUCACUUGCACCAGUUUCGUCUCGCUACUCAUUUGCAGGUCCAUCUUUGUCGCAUCGCUGACCUGUCUGUUUGUGCACUAGUUUUCUAUAUUUUUCUUUUUAUGGUUGACACAGCUUGAUGGCCAAGGAGCUUUAUCAUGUACCUUUAAUUUAAGUUACCUUUGAAUGAUGUACGAUUAAUGGAAGUAGCUUUAUCAGUUAAUCCGAGUUGGACUCUUAGAUCAA
Molecule: messenger RNA, 2872 nt
Organism: Rhododendron vialii
Lineage: Eukaryota; Viridiplantae; Streptophyta; Magnoliopsida; Ericales; Ericaceae
Exons: 6
Coding region: 813-2708 (631 amino acids)
Source: RefSeq, a predicted model, not a curated record